Molecule: messenger RNA, 1491 nt
Organism: Theileria equi strain WA
Lineage: Eukaryota; Apicomplexa; Aconoidasida; Piroplasmida; Theileriidae
Product: thioredoxin and glutathione reductase family member protein
Exons: 4
Coding region: 1-1491 (496 amino acids)
Biological process (GO): glutathione metabolic process; cellular response to oxidative stress; cell redox homeostasis
Cellular component (GO): mitochondrion; cytosol
Molecular function (GO): glutathione-disulfide reductase (NADPH) activity; thioredoxin-disulfide reductase (NADPH) activity; flavin adenine dinucleotide binding
Source: RefSeq, a predicted model, not a curated record
AUGGAAACCUAUGAUUUUGCAGUAAUUGGUGGUGGUCCCGGGGGCCUCGCUGCAGCUAAGGAAGCAGCGAGUCACGGUGCCAAAACGGUUGUUUUUGAUUACAUAAAGCCAUCACCAAAAGGUACUACCUGGGGUCUUGGAGGUACCUGCGUGAAUGUUGGAUGCAUCCCCAAAAAGCUUAUGCAUUAUGCCGCUAUCCUUGGCAAGUCUGAACACGAUAGAGUGAUGUACGGAUUUGCUCCAUCGGUUGGAGGCCACGAUUGGAACAAACUUGUUCAGACAGUUCAAAAUUACAUUCGCAUGUUAAACUUUUCAUAUCGAUCCGGCUUAUUAUCUUCUGGAGUACAUUACAUUAAUGCUUUUGCAUCAGUCACUCCGGAUAAGCGUAUAACAUAUGAGAAGGAUGGAAAGGUAGAGGAAAUCAUCGCAAAAAAUAUCCUGAUAGCAGUUGGAGAACGUCCAUACAUCCCUGAGGACGUUGAAGGUGCUCAGGACUGUGCAGUUACAUCUGAUGAUCUCUUUAAGCUAAAAAAGUCACCUGGAAAGACCCUAGUUAUUGGAGGUUCUUAUGUUGCUCUUGAAUGCGCUGGUUUCUUGACCGGACUUGGACACGAUGUAACUGUGUCGGUAAGGUCUAUUUUGCUUCGUGGGUUCGAUCGUCAGUGUGCUGAAAAGGUUGGAGAUCUUAUGGAAGCCACUGGAACUAAAUUCCUCUACAAGGUCCUUCCAAAGGCUAUGAAGAAGUUGUCAACCGGGCAGAUUGAGGUUAUCUUCACCGACGGUUCCGUUGACACAUUCGACACUGUUCUUUAUGGAGUUGGAAGAGUCCCACUAGAUAAUGUAGAGGAAUACAAGAAAAUUGGCGUGCAAUUUCAAAAUGGGCAUAUUGUAGCUCCUAAUGAGGAUACUGGAGUCCCUGGAGUUUACGCAGUUGGUGAUAUCUUGGAUGGGAGACCGGCACUCGCUCCAGUUGCUAUAAAAGCUGGAGAAUUGCUGGCUAGGAGGAUCUUCCUUGGGGCAACCGAGCAGAUGAACUAUGACAAUAUUCCUGUAUGUGUGUACACCCCUUUCGAAUAUUCAAGUUGCGGUCUUACUGAAGAAAAGGCCGUUGAACUAUACGGAGAUGCUUCGCUUGAUGUCUUCCUUAAGGAGUUCACAUCUUUGGAGCUCUCAGCUUCUCAUAGGGAAAAGGCGGAGAAUGCCAGGAAAGAUGAGUAUGACGUUGAUCUUCCACCAACGUGCCUCGUAAAGCUCAUUUGUCUAAAGGAUACCGGAAGAAUCCUGGGAGCCCAUUUUGUUGGUCCAAAUGCAGGUGAAAUUAUGCAGACACUUGCAGUUUGCAUAAGGCUUGGAGCUACAAAGAAGGAUUUUGAUGAGACAAUUUCGAUCCACCCUACCGAUGCUGAGAGUUUUAUGGGUCUUUCAGUUACUAGGGCAUCUGGAGUUUCCUGGGUCGCCUCUGGCGGUUGUGGAGGUGGACGUUGCGGUUAA